Neltuma alba is the source of this 1008-nucleotide messenger RNA. Its product is annotated as U-box domain-containing protein 5-like. The transcript has 3 exons. The coding region runs from base 29 to 820 and encodes 263 amino acids. Lineage: Eukaryota; Viridiplantae; Streptophyta; Magnoliopsida; Fabales; Fabaceae. The record is from RefSeq and is a predicted model, not a curated record. Gene Ontology annotation, biological process: cell surface receptor signaling pathway.
AGCAGAGAAUUUAACGAAAUGAAUAUGCAUGUAUAUAUAUAUAUAUAUAUAUAGUUUCUUCACAAGUCUCUUUCAGCUACUCAUAUUUCAUUCUAAUUUCUCGUUUGUGCAGGUGCAUCGUUCAAUAUGCCUGCAGCUUGGGAAAUUUACCGAAAGAAUUUCGCAAAUUGUACUAGCCGUUGAAUCCGCCCGGCCAAAUUGUGCGUUAGCAGUUCGGGCAUUGUGCUCCUUACAUUUCACUUUGGAUAAGGCCAAGUCAGUUAUCCGGCAAUGUUCUCAGUCCAGCAAACUCUACCUGGCAGUCAUGGCACACAAGAUAGUUUCAAGAUGUGAAAAAAUACGGAGUGAUCUGGAGUUAUAUUUGACCCAAAUUCAACAAGUAGUCCCAAUUUUGUUGGAUGCUGAGAUAUCUGGAACCAUACAUGAUCUUAGAGCUGCAGAAUUUUCCUUGGAAUUCGCAGAAGAGGAAGCUAGGAAGGCAUUACUGGAACUGCUUAAGAAGGACUUGCCCGGUUCAGGAUUUAUAAACGAUGUUGAACUUGAUGCUGUUCAGAUAGCAACUUUGAGCUUGAAAAUAGCUUCUCCUAUAGCUCUCUCAGAGGAGAAAGCAGCUCUCAAGUUGCAGAUUGACAAAGCCAAAGAUACAGGCCAAAGGGAGAUGGAACUUGUGAAAUACUUAUUAUAUCUUCUCAUCAAAUAUAGGAAAUUCAUUUGUCAGCUUCAAACUAGAAACCAGUCCGAGAAACAGGUCCGGCAUCAUCAGUCAAUGGAUCAUAAGCCGGAUGCGAAUGAUGCAAUGCAUCAGAAUCAAAUAGGAUAACCCAGUGAAUCUCCAAGUUAAAAGAUUCUUGGGUUAUGUCACCGGCAAAAUAAUUGUUUAUGCUGCUAUUUGAUUUGAUGUGUAUAAAAUCAGAACUUGAGUGGAAAGGUUCAAUGUUAUGUUUGGAGCCAAGGUAGAUUGUCCAGAAAUUUUUCCGCCGCCCCUACCCCCCUCCAAAAAAAAAUGUC